ACGAACGAUCAUUUCACAUGUGCUGUGACAAUUUAAUCUCGAGUUAAAUUGCUGGAACCCAUUUCUUUGUAGCAUCACUGAGUAAAAGCAGCAGCAGCUAAUUACGAUGGGGAAGAACCGUAAGAAAGUUCCACAGGCAUCCCAUGCUGAGUUAAUGGCCAUGACUGUGGCAGAGAUUGUAAAACAGUUAAUAGAUGCACAUGAACAGAAUAAAGACAUCAACUUGAACAGGGUAAAGAAUAAAAUAUCCAGUAAAUAUGGUCUUUCAAACCAACCAAGACUAGUGGAUAUCAUAGCUGCUGUACCACCUGCUUAUAAAAAGGCUUUGUUACCAAAACUCAAAGCCAAGCCAGUGAGAACUGCAAGUGGAAUUGCUGUUGUUGCUGUCAUGUGUAAGCCCCAUAGAUGUCCACAUAUCAAUAUGACGGGCAAUAUCUGUGUUUAUUGCCCUGGUGGACCUGAUUCUGAUUUUGAAUACUCAACACAGUCCUAUACAGGGUAUGAACCGACAUCGAUGAGAGCUAUACGAGCCAGAUAUAAUCCAUAUUUACAGACAAGACACAGAGUUGAGCAGCUGAAGCAGAUUGGUCACAGUGUUGACAAGGUGGAGUUCAUUGUAAUGGGCGGUACAUUCAUGUGUCUAGGGGAAGAAUAUAGGGACUAUUUUAUUAGAAAUUUACAUGAUGCUCUGUCCGGUCAUACAAGUAACAAUGUAGCAGAAGCAGUCAAGUAUUCUGAAAAGAGCAAGACAAAAUGUAUCGGUAUCACCAUAGAAACCAGACCUGAUUAUUGUUUGAAGAAACAUCUGAGUGAUAUGUUAAACUAUGGUUGUACCAGACUGGAGAUUGGUGUCCAGAGUGUUUAUGAGGACGUCGCCAGAGAUACAAACAGAGGGCAUACAGUACGUGCUGUCUGUGAAUCGUUUCAUAUGUCCAAGGACGCUGGCUUCAAAGUUGUUUCCCAUAUGAUGCCUGAUUUACCCAAUGUAGAUUUAGAAAGAGACGUGGAACAGUUCAUAGAAUUUUUUGAAAAUCCAGCUUUCCGACCAGAUGGAAUGAAGAUAUAUCCAACUUUAGUUAUCCGAGGUACUGGAUUAUAUGAACUCUGGAAGACCGGACGUUACAAGAGUUAUCCUCCAAGUACUCUGGUUGAUCUGGUUGCUAGGAUACUAGCAUUGGUACCGCCAUGGACUAGGGUGUACAGAGUUCAAAGAGACAUUCCAAUGCCACUGGUGAGUUCUGGGGUUGAACACGGUAAUUUACGAGAGCUAGCUCUUGCUAGGAUGAAGGACCUCGGUACAAAGUGUCGAGAUGUCAGGACUCGAGAAGUUGGGAUUCAAGAAAUUCAUCAGAAAGUUAAACCAUACGAGGUUGAACUCAUCAGACGCGACUACGUAGCUAAUGGUGGAUGGGAAACGUUCCUAUCGUAUGAAGACCCUGAACAAGAUAUAUUAAUUGGCUUGUUGAGACUGAGAAAAUGUUCUGAUCAGACAUUUAGACCAGAGCUUAAAGGUGGUGUGUCUAUUGUCAGAGAAUUACAUGUAUAUGGUAGUGUUGUACCAGUCAGUGCCAGAGAUCCCAGGAAGUUCCAGCACCAAGGUUUUGGUACGUUAUUGAUGGAGGAAGCAGAAAGAAUUGCAAGAGAAGAACACGGUGCUUCAAAAAUUGCUGUUAUUUCAGGUGUUGGUACAAGGGACUAUUAUCGUAAACUUGGAUACGAGCUUCAAGGACCCUAUAUGGUGAAGUCUCUGUACUGAAAAUCACAAUUCCUUGAUGUACUGAUACUGUCCUUUUUCAUCUACAAACCAUUUCUGUACUGUUUGAAGACACACUGAUUAGAUAGUAUUUGUACAGCCUAACACAUCACCAGCUGACAACCUAUAUAGAUAUACUGGGAGCUGAAAUGACUGGUGUAUGACAGUAUCAG
Saccoglossus kowalevskii is the source of this 1926-nucleotide messenger RNA. Its product is annotated as elongator complex protein 3. The record is from RefSeq and is a predicted model, not a curated record. NCBI's taxonomy places the organism in Eukaryota, Metazoa, Hemichordata, Enteropneusta, Harrimaniidae. Gene Ontology annotation, biological process: tRNA wobble base 5-methoxycarbonylmethyl-2-thiouridinylation. Gene Ontology annotation, molecular function: acyltransferase activity, transferring groups other than amino-acyl groups; iron-sulfur cluster binding. Gene Ontology annotation, cellular component: nucleus; elongator holoenzyme complex; cytoplasm.